Amphibalanus amphitrite is the source of this 2237-nucleotide messenger RNA. Its product is annotated as ras-related protein Rab-21-like. The coding region runs from base 180 to 824 and encodes 214 amino acids. Gene Ontology annotation, biological process: Rab protein signal transduction. Lineage: Eukaryota; Metazoa; Arthropoda; Thecostraca; Balanomorpha; Balanidae. The transcript is spliced from 6 exons. The record is from RefSeq and is a predicted model, not a curated record. Gene Ontology annotation, molecular function: GTPase activity; GTP binding.
GUCUUGGUUUUUGUAAAUCCGUAACCUGUCAUGCUUUUUUUUUGUCCUUUUUUGGGUACUGUGUUGUUUGUUGUGGCGUUUGACUGCUCUGUUGAAGGAUUGGUGCGGAUUUUAAACUUGGGCUGGUGCGCCUCGUUGACCUGCAAGCCUUACUUUGCAGACUGGGUGAUUAGCAGAAGAUGGCAUCACCGGGUGGUACCGCAGCUCGCGCAAACUCAGACAGCUUUAAAGUUGUGCUCCUUGGCGAGGGAGCAGUAGGCAAGACAUCAGUGGUUCUCUCUUAUGUGGAGGGAAAGUUCAAUGAAAAGCACACUACCACUCUACAGGCGUCAUUUCUCACCAAGAAGCUGUCGCUGGGAGGACGGCGUGUCACACUGGCCAUCUGGGACACGGCCGGCCAGGAGCGGUUUCACGCGCUCGGCCCCAUCUACUACCGCGAGUCGCACGGCGCCUGUCUCAUCUACGACGUCACUGAUGAGGACUCGUUCCAGAAGGUGAAGAACUGGGUGAGGGAGCUCCGGAAGAUGCUCGGCUCCGAGAUCUGCCUGGUCAUCUGCGGCAACAAGAUCGACCUGGCCAAGGACCGGGUGGUCGAACUCAGCACAGCGCUGGCGUACGCCGACUCUGUGGGCGCCAGGCACUUCGAGACCUCAGCCAAGACGGGCGAGGGUAUCGAGGAAGUGUUCCUGUUCCUCAGCCAGCAGAUGCUGCGCGUGCGGGACUCGCGAGACGCGCCGGCCACCGGCUCGCUGCGGCGCAGACAGAACGUCGUCGUCGUCGAAGAGCCGGAGCCAGAGCCGGCCAAGCGCUCCUGCUGCGGCUAGGUGGCGCCGGCGGCGGCGGCCGGCCCGUCUCGGGCAGCGCCGCCGACGCAGCUCCGUUCGUGUAUGUAUUUAAGCCCAGAAGUAUUUUGUAAUCGUGUUUAUUGGCGAGCCAUUCCGGUGAGUUGUUUCAGCGGUGUCGGGGGGUGCGGGACCGGCCGGCCCUCUGUGGGUAGGGGAGGGGGCGGGUCCGUGUUUUACUGAGCGCCCCUCCGCCGACGCCAUGGUGUCACACCUCUCUCCGUGCCACCCUAGUCAGAGGCCACCGUGUGUUCUGUGCUUUAUUCAGAUCGCAUCAUUCAUUUCAAUAUUAAUAUUUUAAUAACUAAAUAAAAGGCGAGCAGCAGUUGCCGAGACUCUGUGUUAUCCGGCGACAGGCGGGCAGACAGGCGGACACGCGUGUGACCUGGCGCGGGCGGGCGUGUGACACUCGGCGCGCCCACGCGCAUUGCACGGGCCGGGCACCCACCAGACACGAAGGUAGCCUACAUACGGAAAAACAGCCACUCGCUCGCUUCACGCGCAUUGUACAAGGUAUAAAUAACUUUACAGAGGCACAUUAUAUCGGCGCCGCCGGCGGCCGCACGCACGCGCGCGCGCACGGCAGGGCUAGCGGACGGGACGGGCGGGGAGCGGGGGGACGGGGGCGGGGGCGACUGUCUGCAGCGGGUUACGGCCGGGCGGCGCGCUCCGCGGGCGCGUGCGGCGGCGCGCCGGCGCGCAAGGCACUGACGGCGGCGGCGAUGACUAGACGAGGCGGCGGCCGGCGGCCGGGCGGGUCACUUGGACAGCUUGGAUAUCACCCGUAUGAGCGCGCCGUUCUCGUCCCGCAGCUUCUUGUUUUGCGCCUUCAGCUCCUCCAUUUCCUGCGGCGGCGGCGGGGGGGGGGGUGUCAGCCUGGGGCACACACAGGAGGCCCACACACUCACACACAGGCGAGCUACCCCGGCGGCCGGCACCUGCCAGCUCUGUUUAUCCCUGUUGACCGCUCUGCCGAUUGAUGGCACAGAAAUACCCGACCCGAGCUGGCACCCGGAGAACGGGCAGAGCCGAUGAAUGGCCCGCGUGCCAGCAGCUGCGAGUGCCGAGACAGGACGGGACAUGUGAUUGUGUUUGUGAUUGUGUGAUUGUGUUCUGACAUACACUCUCGCGACAGUGAGCGCGAGAGUGUAUGUCAGGGUAGAAGGGGUGCGAAAAAGAUGGCACUCGGCAUUACUCGGGCAUGGAUCCUGCCCCGCACAUGUAUCAUGUGGUGUAACUAGGUCGUGAAGAAGGUCGGUUGUUUUGAUUUGUUCUGACAAUCUGUGUUUAUGGUGUUAGUGGUGGUACUGUAAUAUUGUAAUGAGUAAUUCUGUCCAAUCGCUUUCACUGUUGUAAAAUAUAAUUGUACGCAAAUACACCACUAUUUUGACUAAU